AUGCCCCGAAGGCUCCAGGCUUCUGGCAAGAAAUUAAAGAACAACAAACAGACACUGCUGCAGAAGACAUUAAUAAAAAAAGAAGGAACUGAACGGCCAGCAUAAGUCAUGAAAGGUGGUUCUGUGCUCUUAACAUGCUGUUUUUCACAUUACAGCUUCGUAUAUCCCACAAAAAAUGGUUGAACACUCACACUGGGUGCCACUGCUAAGGGCAGAUGAAAGCGGAGCAGCUGCCUGCUGGACGUUACGCAGCUGUGCUCAAUGUUCCCUGAGUGGGAGAAGGAGAUGCAGAAGCCUCAAAGUUACAGCACUAAGACUUUAGGAAGAUGCAGUUUUGCACAGAGGUGGUGUUUCCUGCAGGAGGGAAGACGAGAUAACAGGUGAACAUGUGUUGCAGUCUCCCAGCAGAGUGAGAUGGAAAUCUGUAUGAAAAGGCACAGAGCCCUCAUCCCAUCCCUCCUGGGGCACAGCACUGUGGUCCUGCACUACAGCACUGUGCUGUGACCUUUAGAGGGGUUUGGUGGGCAAGAUGUGAUGGUCUUUGUGCUCAGCAGGACGGGACAGAGAGGAUCGUGGAUGAUUGCAGGUGAGGACACUGAUUUGCUCUGCAGCUCAGCAGAGUUUACCACCACCCAAAGUGUUUGCAUUGGAAGGAGCACAGCAGGGGAGUAUGGUGCAACAAAUGAGCUCCCUAGCACUAUGUGAGAACAGCAAAUAGCUAAGGCAACAAUGUUAAUUGACGAAACGUUUUUGAUGCACUGCCACAAGAAUUAAUGGAAAAUAACGAACUGUUUUGAUACGUUUGUAAUCGCAGUACCGGAGCCAUCCUUGAGAUGGUGCCAGUGACACAGUGCUGCUAUGGAGAGGGGACCCGAAAAAGGAACGCGCUAAUUAUAACCCUGCGCUUUUCAUUUUUAACAGUUUUGUGUUUGUUUUUUUCCCCCCACGUAAUUGUUUGGAACAAGUCUCUCAAGCUGGCAGCCGCUCGCAGCACCGCGCUGCCGCUGUACUGUUAACUCUUCUUCCUCGUCCCCGCUCUGCUUCUCCCCCUUUCUUUGUCACACCAAACUACAGCGCUGUUUCGUUGACCUGCGAUCCACGGCCCUUUAGAAACAAAAUGUAAAGUUGAGAAGGGAAGAAAUGCCGCUUUAGUGGGGUGGGUUUGGUGGUGGGGUGAGCGGCAGCCCGGCGUGGAUGCACCACAACACUUCCUAAAGGGUUUGUGCUCAAACUGAACUUCUUACCAUCUCCUCGUUAAAAUGAUAUCAAUGCGUGGCAAUUACAUUCCUUCCGAGCUCUCUUAACGUGAUGAUAGACAUCUCUGUCCCUUCUUUCUCCACCUGCAAGCAGCACCUGGCCCCAUGUGUGCUCCCUGUUCCAGCUGUCACAGCACCGCUGAGCCGCUCCCCUCGCCCUCUGCCUCCAUUGGAUCACGUUCCUUCCAGCAGCUCAAGUGGAGCCACCCACCUCUAGGAGGAAAACCGAGCUGCAGCCCUGGUGAAACAUAAAGUUUAUUUCACUAAAGUGACGCAAAAAUUCUUAAAGAGCUCUUUGGCAGCAGAUUAUCUGCAAAUCAGACCAUGUGAGGGGGACUGGUGUACAAAAAGCUCCCCGAGGUGCUGCGCUGCACACAGGCUGCGUGCUGGGAUCUGCAGCAGAUGUGGGUGAAGGAGAGCUGUGAGGAAAGCACUGCACACCUGGGUGAAGGACAGAUGGUGUUCGUGCCUUCAGUCUGAUGGAUUUAAAUAUGGAAGGGAAAUUCUGAGAGCACUGGGAAUACACUGGAAAUAAAAGCGUGGGAAAAUAAGCUGAAGGGGGACUGUGUGCUGCUGCCUACUGCAACUGGGCAGGAGAAAUCUUGGAAAAAUGGAAAAAAAGGCAACAAGCAAUGAGACUCAGCCGCUGACUUCCAAGAAAGAUAUCUCAGAUUGUAAUGAAGGAGAAGAUUGUAAAGAGAACGGACUGCUGAUCAGGAACCCUAAAUCUGCCCUACGGCUCAUGGAGGAUGGGAAUAAAAUCCAUCCUGGCCAGGGAAAUAAGGAGGAGGCAGCUCAGAUCUCAAAUGGCUAUUCGGGAGUUCAGAGCUCCGUGCCUUGCAAUGGGAUGGGAGAAGUGGAGGAUGCACAGUGCACCAACCCAGCAGCCACAACCACCACCACCACCACGUCCACCACGUGUGGAGCAGAGGGCCAGCAGCAGCUGAUGGAGUUGGAAGACAGAGAGACCUGGAGUAAAAAAAUUGACUUUCUGCUCUCUGUCAUUGGAUAUGCAGUGGAUCUGGGAAACGUGUGGAGAUUUCCUUACAUAUGCUAUCAGAAUGGAGGAGGAGCAUUCCUCAUUCCUUACACAAUUAUGGCCAUCUUCGGUGGUAUUCCUCUCUUCUAUAUGGAAUUAGCAUUAGGACAGUACCACAGGAAUGGGUGUAUUUCAAUUUGGAGAAAAAUAUGUCCUAUAUUCAAAGGCAUUGGCUUUGCCAUCUGUGUAAUAGACCUCUAUGUAGCCUCCUACUACAACACCAUCAUGGCAUGGGUCUUCUACUACCUCGUGUCCUCCUUCACGACGGAGCUGCCAUGGACCAGCUGCAAUAAUGCAUGGAACACAGGCAACUGCACUGCCUACUUCAGCAAGGACAACGUCAGCUGGGCCCUGCACUCCAUCUCUCCUGCAGAAGAAUUUUAUACCCGCCAAGUUCUACAGGUGCAUAGGUCCAAUGGGCUGGAUGACCUGGGGGGCAUUAGCUGGCAAUUGACCCUCUGUUUAUUGUUAAUCUUCAUCAUUGUAUACUUCAGCAUCUGGAAAGGGGUCAAAACAUCCGGCAAGGUGGUGUGGGUGACAGCCACGUUCCCUUACGUCAUACUUUUUAUCCUGCUAGUGAGAGGGGCAACUCUGCCCGGUGCCUGGAGAGGUGUCCUCUACUACCUGAAACCUGAAUGGCAGAAGCUCCUGGCCACUGAGGUUUGGGUGGAUGCAGCAGCUCAGAUUUUUUUCUCCCUCGGCCCAGGUUUUGGGGUCCUGUUGGCUUAUGCCAGCUACAACAAAUUCCAUAACAACUGCUACCAAGAUGCCCUGGUUACCAGCACUGUGAACUGCCUGACCAGCUUCGUGUCCGGGUUUGUCAUUUUCACCGUGCUGGGGUACAUGGCUGAGAUGAGGAACGAAGAUGUGUCGGAGGUUGCCAAAGACAUGGGACCCAGUCUGCUCUUCAUUACCUACGCCGAAGCCAUUGCAAACAUGCCUGCCUCAACUUUCUUUGCCAUCAUAUUUUUCUUGAUGUUGCUCACGCUGGGAUUAGACAGCACGUUUGCAGGAUUAGAGGGAGUGAUUACUGGAGUACUGGAUGAAUUCCCACACGUCUGGAGCAAGCGCAGGGAAUUCUUUGUCCUUGGUCUGAUCAUCAUUUGCUUUCUGGGGUCAUUAGCAACCCUGACAUUUGGAGGCGCAUACGUGGUGAAGCUGUUUGAAGAAUAUGCCACAGGCCCAGCUGUGCUAACAGUGGUGUUCCUGGAAGCGGUGGCAGUGGCCUGGUUCUACGGCAUCACCCAGUUUUGCAAUGAUGUGAAAGAAAUGCUGGGCUUCACCCCAGGCUGGUACUGGCGAGUGUGCUGGGUGGCAAUCAGUCCCAUCUUCCUGCUGUUCGUCACUUGCAGCUUUCUGUCCAACCCCCCCGAGCUACGGCUUUUUGAUUACAACUAUCCCUACUGGACCACAGUAGUGGGCUACUGCAUAGGAACCUCUUCCAUCAUCUGUAUCCCAAUCUACAUGGUUUAUCGGUUGAUCAUCACACCUGGGACACUGAAGGAGCGUAUUCUGAAAAGCAUUACUCCAGAAACAGCCACAGAAAUCCCUUUUGGAGACAUCCGCAUGAAUGCAGUGUAAGCUAACCUGGUUUCUGGGGAGAGAGGGGAAGCACAGAAUCGAACUUUCCACCCAAGGAAUUAUGUUUCCAGCUGAGAUAACAACGGGAUGAGUUUUCUGUGGAGGUUCUGACAACAGACAUUUGGAAACAUGAUGCCUCCAGCACAUCUAUCCAAGCAAUUCAGUGAAACCUGCCAUGCACUUCUAACCAGACUGACCUGAGAACCAACUCAUUCUGGAAACACGAGGAUGUCUGUGUGUGUGAAGACAGCACUGCUCCAUGUGUGGGCACCAGGGCUGUUGCAGAAACCUCUCAACAGGAUGAGCAGCAGCGGUAGGAUUAGGUUUAGAAUCUCAAGUCUGUGGCAGUUCUCCUGUAUCUUCCUCAAUGUGAUCGUUCGUACUGGGCAAUGUUGUAUUUGCUUCUAAGGUUCUAAUUGCUUCAACUACAUUGAAAAAUACAAAAAUAUUUCCAAUAGCCAUAUAUUACUCAAGUAACACAGGGUUUUAUAAACUAAUUAGUAAGUUCUCCAACUCCUGGGUUUGUAGUGGAGUCGUCAGAGAAAGAGGCAGCAAUCUCAAGCAGCACUACACACAGCUCUGCACAAAUCAGCACGCACAUUUGGGAACAUUAUCCUCCUCAUUUCAUUUGUAGAUCGUAUGUUUCUAUUGUUUCUUGUUUAAUACUACAAAACCAGUCUUUGUAAUGUGGGCUUCAUAGUCAAGCAACAAAAAGGUUUCAUGGGUCAUCUGACAAGCACUGAAGCUGCUAGCACAGCUAAGCUACAUAUUCACAAAAUCCUUGUACUCACAGACCGUGCUUUUACACCCAAGGAAACUUUAUACCAAUAAUGAAUUACUUUGAGUUCAGAUGUCAAGAAGUGGACUCUCACAGAUUUGCUUUUCUUUGUUGACCUUUUAAAUUUCAGUUCCACAGCUAAGAUUGGCCAGAGCCUGUGGCUUUCUCUAUUGUUUCCUGGUACAGACCUCAAGUUUAGAGCAACCCUUUUGGCUGGCUGACAGAAGUAUGUUUACACAAACCUACUGCCAAGAUUUACUAGCUCCUAUUCUUAUAGGAAUACAUUUGGGUUUUCACCCUGAAGAAUAACAGUAGGGUUUUUUUUUUUCUUUAACAAGCAGUUGAGUUUAUCAGAAGAUUCUGGUCAGAACUGAUUGUAUUAGAUUUUGAAGCAGUGAUGACAUACAAACUAACUUCCAUGAAUGUACUAACCUUGCCAUAUUAUAUCUGUACAUAUGCCUCCAGCAGUCUACAGCUGCUCUGUAGACUGACCAUCACUGCCAAAUCACUUGGAGGACAGCAGUUUUGCUGUAGUUACGUGGGAAUUUAGAUAAACCUGAGUAGUCAUCAUUUAUGUAAAGACAGUGCAUUUCCACUCUACCACAUAGAUUAUAAAAGUCUAAGAAAA
Molecule: messenger RNA, 5282 nt
Organism: Phasianus colchicus (ring-necked pheasant)
Lineage: Eukaryota; Metazoa; Chordata; Aves; Galliformes; Phasianidae
Source: RefSeq, a predicted model, not a curated record